AUGGGCCACGGCUACCAACCUCGCCGCCUCUGCCACCACAACAUCCACCAGAGAACCACCACUACCACCGCCACCGCCGCCACCUUCUUGCCAACCCUCUGUCGAGUUUCCAUCAACGACGUGAAGCUAACACAACACAAAAGCAGCCCCGCCGCCGCCGCCGCCUCCACCGCCACCGCCACCGCUGCUUCCUUCUCCGACGACCCUUCCUCCCCCAGAGUCAGCUGCAUAGGCCAAGUCAAGAGAAACAACAAAGUCCUCGGCUUCCCCACUCCCCAUCACAACGUCGUCGUCCCCGACCACUCCUACUCCUUCAAGAACCCAAAUCUCAAGAGGCUGUUUGCCGGCAAGAGCCUAACCCCGACCACCGUCACCGCCGCCGGAUGCCGCCGCGCGAGCAGGAAUUGCACCAGAAGAUCAUCAAGAAAAGUUAACAACAAAGACAGUAAUAGUAGCGGCGGGGGAGUGGAUAUCAAUGAGCUUGAUCCGCCUUUGCCGGUGGUUAAAAAGGUGCAGCAACCGUGUGGCGGCGGCGGCGAAGCCAGUCUGUGGAAGAGAAGAUCCGGCGGGGGAGGUUUGAAAAGUUUGCAGAUUCAGUUGGACAAAAGUAAUCAACUCAUCAUCCCCCCAAGCACUGUAUAA
This is a messenger RNA of Ipomoea nil (Japanese morning glory), 642 nucleotides long. RefSeq lists its product as uncharacterized. The coding region runs from base 1 to 642 and encodes 213 amino acids. Lineage: Eukaryota; Viridiplantae; Streptophyta; Magnoliopsida; Solanales; Convolvulaceae. The record is from RefSeq and is a predicted model, not a curated record. The transcript has a single exon.